Messenger RNA from Gadus macrocephalus (Pacific cod), 2951 nucleotides. It is a transcript of the gene elp2, whose product is annotated as elongator acetyltransferase complex subunit 2. Gene Ontology annotation, cellular component: elongator holoenzyme complex. Lineage: Eukaryota; Metazoa; Chordata; Actinopteri; Gadiformes; Gadidae. Gene Ontology annotation, molecular function: protein binding. The transcript has 22 exons. The record is from RefSeq and is a predicted model, not a curated record. Gene Ontology annotation, biological process: tRNA wobble uridine modification. Bases 28 to 2541 code for a protein of 837 amino acids.
GUAACGCCAACAAGCGUUGUUUCCAAGAUGGCGGCGCCCGUGAUGCAAACAUGUCAUGUUGCAUGCUGUGCAAAUAGGACCCCAAAUGUUCUUUCAUGGGGUCGCGGAGGCAUAAUUGCUUUUGGGACGUGUAACUCAGUGGCUUUGUACAGUCCACAGAAAAGAAACGUUGUUGCUGUAUUAAAUGGACACCGAGGCAGAGUGAACUCAGUCCAGUGGGUUUACAGAGAUGACAGUGGUCCCGAAAAUCAUCUUGUGUCCGGAGGCUCGGACAACAGACUCAUUGUGUGGGCGGCGACUAAAGAUGAUAACUUCAGCCAGUGUCUGGAGUGUGUUGGCCAUACUGGUCCAGUAUCCGCUGUGGACGCCAUCUACCUGGAGGACCCCACGCAGAUCCUGGUGGCUUCAGCUGCAGCCGACUCCACCGUCAGGCUGUGGCUCGUGGAGGGUUCACAAGUGGAGUGCCUCCAUACUUUAUCAUUUGGCAGCGGCUUCAUGAUGGAUGUGUCUCUGGUGCUGUUGCCAGGCAGCAGAGUUCCAAUACUGGCCUGUGGGGGAAACGACUCUCGGGUCCACAUCUACGUGCUGUUCAAUGGAGAGCUCAAUAAGGUGAUGUCACUGCAGGGCCACGAGGACUGGGUGCGAGGGUUGGAGUGGGCUUCCAUAGACGAGGAGCUGCUAUUAGCCAGCUGUGCCCAGGACUGUAUGAUCCGGAUGUGGCGGCUACGUGAGGGGGCUGGCAGCGAUGCCCGCCCAGAGGACAAUCACAGCAUCAUCAGAAUGAAAGAGGACGUUUUUGAAGUGAAGGAGAGAGUGUUUGCCGUGUCCCUGGAGACUGUCCUCGCUGGCCACGAGAACUGGGUCUACGGAGUCCACUGGCAGCCUCCACGAUACGAAGGCGGCAGGCGGCUACAGCCUCUCAGCCUGCUCUCCGCCUCCAUGGACAAGACCAUGAUCCUCUGGGCUCCGGAGGAGGCGUCGGGGGUCUGGGUGGAGCAGGUGCGCGUAGGGGAGGUUGGCGGCAACACUCUGGGCUUCUACGGCUGCCAGAUGGGCCCCGACGGCUCCAUGAUCGUGGCUCACGCCUUCCACGGCGCCCUGCAUCUCUGGCACAAGCGCCAGGACAGAGAGGGGGAGUGGAGUCCAGGCGUGGUGAUGUCCGGCCACUUCAACGCCGUCCAGGACCUGAGCUGGGACCCUGAGGGGGAAUACCUGCUGAGCGUGGGCUCAGACCAGACCGCCAGGCUGCUGACCCCCUGGAAGCAGAAAGAUGGGACGCAGACCAGCUGGCACGAGAUCUCGCGGCCCCAGAUCCACGGCUACGACAUGCAGUGUCUGGCCACGGUGGGACGCUUCCAGUUCGUGUCAGGCGCCGACGAAAAGGUCCUGCGGGUGUUCCGUGCCCCGCGGAACUUUGUGGAGAACUUCGCCAACAUAUCCGGCGCGUCCCUGGAUAAGCUGCUGGCGUCCAGCGACGCAGCAGAUCUUCCCGAGGGGGCGAGCACGCCCGCUCUAGGCCUCUCCAACAAGGCUGUAUUCCAAGGUGACCUCGCUCCAAAGAUCAACGAGCAGCAGGAGCAGCUGAGUUGUGUUUCAGACCAGUAUCGCGAGACUUACUUUCACCCGCUGAACCUCACGGAGCCCCCACCUGAGGACCACCUCCUCCAGAACACCCUUUGGCCUGAAGUUCAAAAGCUGUACGGACACGGCUUUGAGAUGUACUGUCUGGCGUCGGACAGCGCCAACACGGUGGUGGCCUCCGCAUGCAAGGCGUCCAAGGCGGAGCACGCGGCCGUGAUGCUGUGGAGCUCCGCCUCCUGGCGUCAGCUGCAGUCGCUGCCCUGCCACGCCCUCACCGUAACCCAGAUGGCCUUCUCCCCCGAUGCCCAGCUGCUAUUGGCCGUGUCCCGCGACCGCACCUGGUCGCUGUGGAGACGGGACCCGCCCACACCAGAUAGUGCGGAACCCAAUUUCUCCAUGUACACACACACGGAUAAGGACACUGCGGUGCACAGUCGGAUAAUCUGGUCGUGUGACUGGAGCCCGGACAGCCGGUACUUUGUCACGUCCAGCCGGGAUAAGAAGGUGAUCGUGUGGGGACCAUGUGUAUUGGGGACUCCUGGGGUCCCUCCCCCAGGAGUCCACCACUGCUCCUCCAUACUGGACGUUGGGGACUCUGCCACCGCCGUGGCCUUCUGCCCCGAGCUCUGCUCUGAUGACAGCUACCUGAUGGCGGUUGGCUUGGACAGCGGAAAGAUCCUCCUGUACAAGUGGAGCCCCCCCCAGGAACCCACCGGGGGGCACGACUGGACCAAAUGUGCAGAAACAGACCUUGUACAGAGCCACACGCUGACGGUGAAGAGGCUGCGCUGGAGGCCCCGGGCGGGCCGGGCCGGGCAGCAGGGCCCCGGGGCCCCCAGCCGGGCCGGGGGGGAGGCAGGUGGCGAGGAGAGCUGCUGGCUCCAGCUGGCCAGCGCCGGGGCCGACCACGCCGUCAAGAUCCUCAAUGUCAACCGCCACACCCUUGAGGCUAACGACUGAACGGACCCCCCCCUUGCUACAGCCAAAGCCACAGGGAGCGCUGGUAGCUUGGAAGACAACGGCCCCCCCCGACCGUCUGAGCUGAUGUAUGGGCGCUGGAGGGCUUUAGGCAGGACAUGGGGUCGACCCCUAGCCGAACAUUUCACCUGGACGACUCCCUGUGUUUUCCUCUUCAUCCUUCCAUCUUCAAAUGGGUGAAGCAGUACAGUUGUAUGCCUACUCCUCAGUCUUCUGUGUUCUCUGUGGAUCAGAUAAUCCUACUCGACAGCCUAAUUGGUUGGAACAUGUAUUAUUUGACGCCAAACAUUAUAUAUGACCGAUACAUGACUGUGUUGUACCUUGUAUUGAAUCACUUUUAAGUUUGAUAUCCACGUGCCGGCUGAUUCAAUAAAUCUCUCUUGCUGCUCCAA